Parnassius apollo (apollo) is the source of this 1170-nucleotide messenger RNA. The record is from the annotation of a GenBank genome assembly. NCBI's taxonomy places the organism in Eukaryota, Metazoa, Arthropoda, Insecta, Lepidoptera, Papilionidae.
AUGGUACAAAGAGGAACGCGCAUAGGGCCGCUGCCUGGGCAUCGCCGGGGCGCGUCUAGAGCUGGCGCUGGACGCCGCAGCAUGCGGGCAGCCAGCCGAGCGCGAGGAGCUGUACGAUCACCUAGCAGCCCUCCGCAUCCAUCAUCCCCACCAGAAGGCUUGUUGUCGGCUGGGUCUUCUCGAACUCAGCAAGCGACACCCGCCGCUGGUGGAGCACGUUGCAUGCGUUGGUCACAAACAAUAAACGCAAACGCACUGCGGGCGUACUUUAGGGCAAAAGGGGAAGAAACCGGAGUUUGGCAUAUCGGGCUCGGAUGCAUCGCUUUUUUUGCAAAGCUGGAGCCAUCUCUAUCCGUCACUGAGCAAAACCUGGCAGACCGAGUUCGGUACAUCCUGCGCUCCAACAUAUUUGGUGACGCCGAACUCGAACGACUACGACGUGAGGCUGUUCCCUCAUCGGAUGGAAAUGCUACGGCUGGAAAUGCGGCGCCACUAAUUGCGCAGCAAACUGCAAAUGUGGACGCUGCCGUCAAUAUUCCAUUUGUGGUUGAUUCAGGCGAUGAUGGAAUAGUCCCCCACGAACUAGAGAAAAUGAGGAGCAUAUUGGAAGAGUCGAUACUGGAAACGCGCAGCAUGCCUCUCGAAAAUCGACCGCGACUUCCCCGCAUACCACUUAGCAAGCGAAAUCAGGCUGUCGUGCGGGCUCUUAACCCAAUGCUGGUGACCUAUUUGGAAGCCAGCCGGGACCUUUGUGAGACGGACUCAAUUAUUUUUGGCGCCGCACUGGCAGUAUGCCGUAUUAUUGGCACCAAACUUCCCACGGCUGGACGUGCUACUCGACAAAGUAGCGCCAUCCCAGCCUGGAAAAAGAGAAUUGAGGACCGUAUCGCAAAGGCAAGGGCCCUUAUCGGCAGAAUGACAAGCUUCAGGUAUGGUAAUAAUAGACUGAGAGUUGUGCGCACCGUUAGAAUGGCGUUUGCUGGGACAAAUAUUAGUUUGUCCCAGCCGGAUAUCACGCAGAAACUAACGGAGCGCAUAGAUGACCUGAAGCAAAAAAUCGCUGCUUGGGGGAGCGGAUUCGACAAUUUAGCGAGAGGUCAAGGCGGUUUAACCAGAAUCGUCUCGUUCAGAGUGAUCAGAAGAGGCUCUAUAAAUCAUUGGAGUGACUAG